GCUUGCUCAGUGUGACAGAAAUCUACGGGUCACACAUUUCGUUAUAACACCUGUCCAACCGGCCGGUUCCGGUGUAGCAAAAGUAGCUACGUUGUUGUAACGAUUGCACACUUUUAACAUGGGGCUUUAAGGACAACGGUCGGCGCGAAAUGGAUAGUAAAGAUAAUCAUUCAAAAGGAGUGAGUAAAGAGGAGUGGUUUUUCUUGAAGGCUAAAGCCGCCCUGGCAGUGGCUAUAAUAAAGAACAGACCCUCGGGUGUGAGUAGCAGAGAGUACGCCGAGGCUUUGGCCUGCAAGCUGAGGAGUCAGGAUGGAAGCUGGAGGGUAAAAGCCCAGGGGCUGGAGCAGGAGGUGCUGAAGCUGCGGCAGGAAUUACUGAUCACCAGAGUGACAAACACAAAGAGCACAACAGAGGCAGCAGGCCAAGACAACACGAUGUACAUCGCCUCGCAGGAUCUGUUUGGUCCAGGAAGCGAGGUUUACAGCGCCGAGCCUCAACCAGCCAGUGACUCAGAGACACCCGAACUCCUGCAGCUGGAGCCCCAGCCUGCGGCCGCGUUCCCUCCACCCCCAGUUCCCCUCAUUCAUUACGGGACGGCGGUGCUCUCUUACGAGCAGUUCCUGCAGUCCCUGUGCGCCCUGCACCGAGUGGAAGAAAACAACCAAGGCCUAGAGUCACUGUGGUUUAGCCCAGAUGGCGGUGCAGGGUCGGUGUUGGUGGACUCCGUGUGCCAGCUAUUGGACUCGGUGGUGGCGGCAUGCAGGGACCCCCUGCCGCUGGGACCGCGCGACCAGAUCCUGACGGCCUGUCAGGUGGCUGCCCGAGCAAUGGACCUCUUCUGCUCCCAGCGGCUGCCGUCAGUGGAGUUCACGAGAUGCGUGGAGGAGUCGCUGAGCGAGCUGACCUGGCUGCUGCUGCACAGCAACCAGCUCAGCAAGCUCCAGCCUGCAGAUAAGCUGAUGGAGUACCUGAUCACGCUGGGGAGCUGCAGCAUGUCACAGUCCUUUCUCAUCCGUCACAUCCUGGCUCAGAUCAGCGCGCUGGCCGACCAGCUCUGGCAGGCCUUCCAGGGCCAGGAAAGCCUGGGGCUGAGCCAGUUUCCCGUGGACCAGUAUCAUAACUCCUGCUAUCUGUUCUGGAUCCUGGAGGAGCUUCUGCAGAAAUCAAAGGUACCGUGCACGGUGGAUUUGGGGUCGGAUCAGACGGGCUUCAUGAAGCACUUGGAACAGCGCGUCUUUCAGUUGUCGGAGGAGUUCCCGUUGUUUUUCAUCUGCAUGUGGAGGUUAGGAGCUCUCUUCACCCCCUCGGACAGAUGAGAUCCCCCGAGAGCAGGGCUCAGGUGGGCUGCAUUCAGAGGGUUUCUUUCCCCUUCCUCCAUAUGACUGAACAGUUUGAAACAACAGACUUAAUGCCGCUUACCUGCGUCUAGAGAAACCUGCAUGUUAUUCUGUACAACAGCUCAGAUACUGAGCACUUAAACUGAGAGGACAUCACACUUAUUAUACCUAUUGUUACAUCAUACACCUAUAUUUCAUGUGAAGCCAAGAACUAUCAGGCCACAAAAACUGACACCUCUUUGGUGGAUAUCAAGGUUUUUUCCCCUGUGCUUUCAAAGGAUUAUUGUCAACGGAGAGGUAGUUAAAUAACAAUACAGAUUAGUAUGUACUUCCUGAGGGUUUAAAGAUGUUUCUCCAAACAAAUGUGGGGAACUGUUUGCACUCGGGGCUCAUUUUGUUUUAAGUUGCUCCAGUGGUGUACGAUGCAUAACUGCACAACUAAAAGUAGGAGUAGGAAGUAGGAAUCAUUUCAUUUUUUAAUAGUUUGUGUGUUCUAAUGUAUCUGUAAUUGAGUAAUAAUAAAUGUUUUUUUAGUUGCCAAAAAAGGUUAAACAAAUUUGUAUCCCUUCAACGUGGAUUUGUUUGACAUUGAAGUAAAUUUUUUUUAUUCAGUAAUAACAAAAAAACAAUCACUGCAAGCCAAACGAUGACUCAUAAUUCUUGUUAAGUGAUACUAGUACUAAUCCUCUUUAAAUGGCUUUCUGUAAUGAUCAGUGCUUACAACGGCCUUAUGUAAAGGACUUGUGUUUC
Messenger RNA from Etheostoma cragini (Arkansas darter), 2087 nucleotides. It is a transcript of the gene mei4, whose product is annotated as meiosis-specific, MEI4 homolog (S. cerevisiae). Gene Ontology annotation, biological process: DNA recombination; oogenesis; spermatogenesis. The coding region runs from base 150 to 1316 and encodes 388 amino acids. The transcript has 5 exons. The record is from RefSeq and is a predicted model, not a curated record. Gene Ontology annotation, cellular component: lateral element. Lineage: Eukaryota; Metazoa; Chordata; Actinopteri; Perciformes; Percidae. Gene Ontology annotation, molecular function: protein binding.